Messenger RNA from Pteropus alecto (black flying fox), 2334 nucleotides. RefSeq names its product myotubularin related protein 10 (gene MTMR10). NCBI's taxonomy places the organism in Eukaryota, Metazoa, Chordata, Mammalia, Chiroptera, Pteropodidae. The record is from RefSeq and is a predicted model, not a curated record.
AUGAUUGUGAUUUACAUGGCCGCGCUGGAGCUUCCUUGCGACCCCGACGAUCAGAUUAAUUCGGACGCGAAGAAGAAACUGGAGCCGGUCCUUUUGCCAGGAGAAAUCGUCGUGAACGAAGUCAGUUUCGUGCGAAAAUGCAUCGCAACAGACACGAGUCAGUACGAUUUGUGGGGGAAGCUGAUAUGCACGAACUUCAAAAUCUCCUUCAUUACGGAUGACCCGAUGCCCCUACAGAAAUUCCGUUACAGAAACCUUCUUCUCGGUGAUCACGAUGUUCCUUUAACGUGCAUUGAGCAAAUUGUCACCGUAAAUGACCACAAGAGGAAGCAGAAAGUCCUAGGCCCCAACCAGAAACUGAAAUUUAAUCCAACCGAGUUAAUUAUUUACUGUAAAGAUUUCAGAAUUGUCAGAUUUCGCUUUGAUGAAUCAGGUCCUGAAAGUGCCAAAAAGGUAUGCCUUGCAAUAGCUCAUUAUUCCCAGCCAACUGACCUCCAGCUACUCUUUGCAUUUGAAUAUGUUGGGAAAAAAUACCACAAUUCAGCCACCAAGAUGAACGGGGUGCCCACGGGAGGCGGCGGUGCGGCCGAGGGUGGCAGCAGCCAGGAAACAACGCUCUUCGAAACUUACUCGGACUGGGACAGAGAAGUCAAGAGGACGGGGGCCUCGGGGUGGAGAGUCUGCGCCCUCAACGAGGGCUACAUGGUCUCCACGUGCCUGCCGGAGUACUUCGUCGUGCCAAGUUCCCUCGCGGACCAGGACCUGAGGACCCUCUCCCACUCUUUCGUCGGAAGGAGGAUGCCGCUCUGGUGCUGGAGCCACUCCAACGGCAGCGCGCUCGUGCGCAUGGCCCUCGUCAGGGACGCGCUGCAGCAGAGGAAGAUCGACCAGAGGAUUUGCAAUGCAGUGACUAAAAGUCACCCGCAGAGAAGUGACGUUUACAAAUCAGACCUGGAUAAGACGCUGCCCAGCGUCCAGGAGACACAGGCGGCUUUCGUGAAGCUGAAGCAGCUGUGCGUGAACGAGCCUUUUGAAGAAACUGAGGAGAAAUGGCUGUCGUCACUGGAAAGUACUCGCUGGUUAGAAUAUGUAAGGGCCUUCCUGAAGCAUUCGGUGGAACUCGUGUGUGUGCUGGAAGACAGGCGCGUCUCCGUGAUCCUCCAAGGUGAGGCUGCUGGGGACGUGCCCUGUGCUUCCCGCGCUCACGCUUCCUCACGCGCCGUCACGUCGCUCGUCCGCCCCGACGUCGCUGCCGGUCUGCAGCUGACUAACCCGCUGGCGGUUUGUGUCCGGCAGUCUCCCUUGUUCCUGCUGUUCCUGGACGCCACGUGGCAGCUGCUGGAGCAGCACCCCGCCGCCUUCGAGUUCUCCGAGACCUACCUGGCCGUGCUGUGCGACAGCACGCGCAUCGUGCUCUUCGGCACCUUCCUGUUCAACUGCCCGCACCAGCGCGUGCGGCAGAGCACGGAAUUUGCUAUGAGCAAAAACAUCCAGCUGGGGGACGAAAAGGGCUUAAAGUUCCCCUCGGUCUGGGACUGGUCUCUUCAGUUCACGGCGAGGGACCGCACGCUUUUCCGCAACCCGUCGUACGUCGGGAAGAGCGCGCCGCGCCUGCCGACCGGCUCAGCGAAAGCCUCCAGACGGGCCAAGAAAACCUACAGCUCCACGCUCAGGGGGCCGCCACCCUCGCUGGAGAACGGGCUCGCCCGUGACCGGGAGUCGCUGCUGCGGAGAAACUCGCUGACCGUCAGAGGCAGACCGGACGCUCCGCAGCACGGCCACGGCCAGAGCGGCGGCCCGAGCGCCGAGCAGUUCUUCCAAGAGUGGUCGGCCAAGCCGCCGGACCCGCACGGGGUCCUCCUGCCCUGCCUCUCGGGAGCGCACAUCAAGCUGUGGAAACUCUGCUACUUCCGCUGGGUCCCCGAGGCCCAGAUCCGCCGCGGGGGCUCCAUCACCGCCUUCCACAAGCUGUCGCUGCUGGCCGACGAGGUGGACGUGCUCGGCAGGGCGCUCCGGCAGCAGCGGGCCGGGCCCCUCGAGGCCUGCUACGCGGGGCCGCCCCAGAGCAGGAUGUACUUCCGGGCCAGCGGCCCGCUGGACGCCGCGGCCACCCCGGACUUCCUGUCCUCCUCGUUCCCCUUCUCCCCCGUCGGCAACCUGUGCAGGCGCAGCAUCUCGGGGACCCCGCUGAGCAAGUUCCUGAGUGGGGCCAAAAUAUGGCUGUCCACGGAGACGCUGGCCAGCGAAGACUGAAGCCGCGGGGCCCGCACAGCGCGGGGCCGCGGGCUUGUCCCGCGGCGACGGCCACGGUCGGCCUUCGAGGCGCUCGUGGUC